Cadophora gregata is the source of this 2527-nucleotide messenger RNA. RefSeq lists its product as uncharacterized. Lineage: Eukaryota; Fungi; Ascomycota; Leotiomycetes; Helotiales; Ploettnerulaceae. The transcript has 3 exons. The coding region runs from base 1460 to 2527 and encodes 355 amino acids. The record is from RefSeq and is a predicted model, not a curated record.
GGGUGACAUUUCUGGGACCUCCAUAUCUAUUUUAGCAUUUGGAGUAUUACAAUUACGAGUGCAUUGGUUUGGAAAACUACACUUCGAAGUGCUUGCCUCUGAAGUACAACGCCUACACAUACUACAAAAUGGCGUAUGAGCCUUACAUUUACUUCAAGCUAAAGUCGUCCGGGUUGCAGUAACGGAAUUCGGAUUACCAUGGUAGUCGCAGACGAGUUUUGUGCAAUUCGCACCCAACUCGGUCACUUAGCAUCGCCGCUCUGCUCAUGCGCUAAUCACACUGGCGGAGAGCAUAGAACACCGGAGCUAUGUUCUUUUUUUUGCCGCCACAAACGAAACCUGAAUUUUAUGUGGCCAAAAGGCCAGGUAGAUAACAUCAAUCGAUUUUCGAGUGACUACACCUGUACAUGUAUCAACUGCACCACCCUAUACUAAUUACUAAGGCACGCAAGAGAGAUUGAUAUGAGGGUAUUAUACAGAGCAAUUAUCAGCGAUACUAGUCAGAUCGUGUGGUGGGGUAGUGUGGUUCCGGGUCGGAAGAUAGUUAGCCCGUUCUGUAGGUCGCAUAGGUAGGCACAAUAGCGCGUAAUAAAUACAUCAUCUUCUCUCUCCUACUCUUACUGCUUGUUUAGUUAGUGGUCUUCUACGUCCCUGCUUACUGUGCACUUUAACAGCACUACCCCACUCCUUUACAAUAGGUAGUAUAAAGAAUGCUAUAUUAGUCGCUACACUUUGUAAUCUAAGCACGUACUAAUAACUUAAGGAUAGGAGUACUUAAGAAAGUGCACGAUAGAUUUCAUGCAGGAUACAUGAAUUUGGCAGUCAAUUGCACGUAUUCGCGAGUAUCCUAAAUGCACACCUCAUAUCCGAGACUUGGCUAGCUUGGCAAGUGGAUUUAGCUAUUUGCCCAAGUGGAUUUAGCUGGCCCCUUGAUUUUUUGUGCCUGAAUAACCCAUAGUCUGGUCUAAGACGAGGGUGGUCCGUGACCUGCACUGACCAUUCAGAUAGAUCGAUACGAUCUGUAUCAAUCAAAAGGAUCUAAAAGAACGUGAGAGUCAGGUGAAACAUAUGGCAGAUGUGUACUCGAGUGCAUCCAGUGUCAUAAUGUGGCUUGGAGAGGAUAUGGAAGGCGUAGAAAAUGCAUUCCAGGCUAUUAAAUGGGUCCGGAGCUUGUUCCCAACAAGUAUUCCUUCUGCCACUGUUUAUGAGAUGCCUCCAGCAGAGACUGAGCAGCGACUCGAUGAUAUCAGGUGGAUUCUCAGCUCAGAAAAAGGACCUGAGAUUCAACGACUUUGGAUUCCAAUAGGCCAAUUACUUCGGCGUCCGUGGUUCACGCGGAAAUGGGUCAUCCAAGAAAUAAUCAAAGCCGAAUCUGGACUACUAGUCUGCGGAUCUCUGAGUCUUCCUUGGAGCGAAUUGCAAGAUACGAUGGCAUAUCAAAUACCUCAGUGCAUACAUCAUGUUUCUAAGCGUCGGUGUUGAUAUCCCACCCGAGUCCCUCGACCACAUACCUCUGAUCGAAACCAUGAAGAACACCGAGUCUUUCAUUUCGCUCGACCAGAUGCUCUACUUGACUCGACGGUUCUCGGUGUCUUUGCCUCGGGAUCAUGUGAUAGACAUCCUGGGACUAGCAUCAGACAUUAACGCUGAUGACAUCAACCUUCUCGCGAACUACGUCGAUUCUACCACAGACUACUUCAAGAUCUUCAUGCAAUGGAGUAUCGAAAAGAACAAGAACCUGGAUUGCCUUAGCUCCGACUUUGAUCCAGCCAAUAUCAGCGAUUCAAGCUUGCCAUCUUGGAUGCCAGAUGUCAGAUCAUGGGAUCGCCAACCUGGCAUGCCGCGGAGCAUGUGUGGCUUCAAAGCAGCAAUGAACUCUGUACCCAACAUGUCAUUCUCUUCCGAAACAUCCCAACUCCAAAUCACCGGCUCGAACAUCGAUCAGAUCGCAACACUCGGAACCAUGCCUCCUGAAAACGUGGAUCUCGACCUCGUGGAAACAGAUGAUCAUUAUCAAGACCACCUCAUCAACUCUCAACUCGUCACCGAAAGAGACCGCACCUGGCUACUAGAAUGCAAAUCCAUCGCUACCUCCGACUUUAACACCCCCGAUUCUCCCGGCUUCCUAUUCUUCAUCCGAACAUUAAUCUGGAACAUGCCGGGUACACCAAAUCCCUACUCUCCUGAACAACUAUCCACUAUCUUCGAGCAAUAUAUCCGGGAGACGGAAACUCGGACCCACGAUGAUGCGGCUCCGUAUAUUGAUCCUGUGGUCAUCUCGUUUGUUGGGACGUUCUCUGUUGGAAGACGGUUUGCGAGGACGACGAGUGGGAGGCUGGGCUCGAUGCCAAGGUUUGCGGUUGUGGGUGAUAGGAUUUGUCUUUUUGAGGGUGGGAGGAUGCCGUACGUGGUGAGGCCGUAUGGUGGUGGGAGGUAUACGUUUCUGGGGGAUUGUUAUCUCGAUGGGGUUAUGUAUGGGGAAGGGAUGGUGGAGGGGCGGAAGGUGGAGGAGUUCUCGAUUGUCUGA